AGUGCGAUGUAGGUCUAAAUCAGUCACCGUGACCGUGCUAUAGAUCUAGAUCUAGACUCUAGACCUAGUAUUGUUCGGACUAUUACAAUAUAUAUAUUUAGAUCUAGAUCUACGUUGGAUAUAUCUACCACAAAAUUGUAACGCCAGAACUGUUGGACUUUUGACACAUUGAAACAACCAUUUCAUUUGCGUAUGGCUGAUAUUUUGAACGGUAUAGCUGGCGGCUUGAACAGCACUUUCAACGGGUUAAUUCGCAUUUUACCACGUCGAAAGGAAGAGGUCCAAGAGGCUAUCGUCCGAGAGAUUCAAAUGUUUGUCAUACCUCGAUCAGCUCGGCUUUUUAUUCGCAUAGCUGGCAUUUCUGGUGCUAUUGCAGUAGCAAUGGGUGCCUAUGGCUCACACGUUUUUCGACAAAAAGAAAUAGAUCAAAGAUUAAAAGAGACUUUUGAGAUUGCAAGUAAAUAUCACUUUAUCCACACUCUGGCUUUGUUAGCAGUUCCUUUUGCCAGGAAGCCAGUUCUGACUGGAUCUCUAAUGACUGCUGGUAUUGUGCUCUUCUGUGGUAGCUGCUACUAUCAUGCAAUGACUAACAAUAUGGCCAUCCGAAAAGUAACACCCUACGGAGGCUUUCUUUUAAUUUUCGCCUGGGUUUCUUUUGCACUUUAAAUGCUCCUAUUGUCAGAUUUGGCAUUUUUUAAAAAAUUAGAAACAUUCUUAGAUGGAUGAAAGUUUUCAAGAAAUUGUUUAUUUUUGUAAAUUGGAGCAAUGUUGCUAGUGUAAACAAAUAUCCUUCGAACAUAAUUUGAAACGAUGUAAAUCUUAAACAAUGUAUGUAGCUUUUCCUUGAAAUGUUGAAAGGGAAGUAACUGUAUAUAUACCGUUAGCUUGAAGUCAGUAAACGUUGUGCUUUUUAUUUUGUUUUUCAGAAGUUUGAUCAUUUUAUGGCAAUUUUCAUUAGAACAAACAUUUGUUUCGAUAUUUGAAAUAUAAUUUUUUUUUAAAAUUUGAAAUAUAAUGGUAACUAAUUAGUUUUAUGCUGACAAGUUAAUGAGAAUGUUAUUUUGUUAUAAUGGAUGAAUAAGUAUUAUAUUUACACUUUUGAUGAAGUGUUUGAAAUGUACACUCUAUUGUACACAUCCAUAAAUCUCAAUUAAUUUUAGCCUCUUCUAAAUUAAGGAUUUGCCAAAGCACUCCUUUCAUCUAGUCAAAAAAAACAACAACUUCGUGCAGUUUGAAAUAAAAGUUAUUAUACCUUUGUUGCGCAAAGUGGCAUCUAUUAAAAAAAACUUAGUUUGUGAAAUAAUAUCACAGCUUAUCCUUAGACUAGUUUAGCUUAUAGAAGUGAUGCAUUUUCUACACAGCUAAUUUUUUUAAAAUUAUUAUUUAUUCUUGUUUGACUUGUAUUUUUAAAAAAAAUGUGAAUAAAAUGAUUUUACCAAU
Messenger RNA from Biomphalaria glabrata, 1440 nucleotides. Its product is annotated as transmembrane protein 256 homolog. NCBI's taxonomy places the organism in Eukaryota, Metazoa, Mollusca, Gastropoda, Planorbidae. Bases 193 to 666 code for a protein of 157 amino acids. The transcript is spliced from 4 exons. The record is from RefSeq and is a predicted model, not a curated record.